AUGGCGAUAUUUUCUGAAUUCACAAUAGAGAAGUGUACACGCACACCCGCGCAGAGAACCGAGUUAGACAAAAUAAUGCGUCCGAUUUUAUUCACACAGCACUUACUUGGACAGCAAGUCCUAGAUUCGGAUUGGAGUUGGUUAAAAUACGCCCACAUCCAUAUAAUAGCUGCUUGCAUAGUCGUUUACGUGACAUUCGGCACCCUCGAAGUAAUACAGACGACGAAUGCCUCAUUGCGCGCAGAAGGAUUCUAUACUUUUAUGAUUAUAAUCGGUUUGGUGUUAAAAUUCUUUUUGUCCAUUACAAACCGUGACAAUUUUCGAGAAAUGUACUUAACAGCGAAAACGAAGUUCUUUUCCUUCAUCAAAGAAGUUUCCGAAGAGACUAGUGCUUUUGUAUUAAAAAGAGCGCAGUUCAUAGUCCGCAUGCUUUUUGGAGUAAUAGUGUUUCCUGUAUCUUUCUAUUUCUUAACAGCAAUGUUCUAUUACGUCAAAGGAACCAGAGUGACACUAUCAAAGUCCACGUCAACCCUGAUGCCGAUGACGUCCCCGUACUAUGAAAUAGGGUUGGUACUGCAUGCUAUUUUUAUGACAUACGCUUCGUUCGUGGUGUUAAUCGUUGACAUGUGGUUUGUGUAUAUGAUGUUCUUCUUUUGCGUUGCAAGCGACUGUUUAAGUAAGACCCUAUGUGUGCCGAGAGAGAAUGGUGACACAGACGAAACUUAUGCGACGAAAUUGGACGCUGCUUUGAGAAGAUUUUAUGUACACCACGUUCAGCAAGUACGGUAUUUCAAUAUACUAAUUAAAAUGUUUAAAUGGAUGGCAGUGAUACCUCUGUGCCAUGUACUUAUAUGUAUGUGUUUGAUGUUGUUAAUAGUAAGUCAGGAAUUCAACUGGGCAUUUGUAUCCUUCGCGUCCAACAUAUUGCCUACGUUCGCAGAACUAUUCGCUUACAAUUGGUAUGGUGAGCAAGUUAAAACUAGGGCUAAUAACUUAAGCAUGGCGCUUCUUGACUUUGAUUGGACAUGCAUGAGACCUAAAGACAAGAAAAAGUUCCAUAUCAUUGUCACGUAUAUGAAAAGGGAAUUUGGUAUGAAGACCGCUUUUGGAAAUGAACUAUCGUUAGUAACAAUGACAUCGGUAUUAAAAGGCAGUUAUCAAGUUUUCGCCGCCAUGAAAUCGAUAGAAAAUUGAAGACAACACCGUAAAAGGUUUUAACUUAACGGCUUUUAAUAUUGUCGUGUUAUUAGUAGUUUUUAAACUUGAUGAAAACUACUAAUAACUAGCACCAAUAAACUUGAACUUAGCACCAUUAAAAAUGUAUUUAAAGUUUCUAUUAAACUACAACUAUUUCUCUAAGCAAUUAAUACAUUGAGUAUUGUUUCUUACAUUUAUACAUACAUAUUACAAACUUACCACUUUAUAUUAUUAUUAAUAAAAAUGAAAUAUGGACCACAUAUAUCAAGAAUUUAAUUUGGUUCCACUCAAAGUG
Molecule: messenger RNA, 1492 nt
Organism: Manduca sexta (tobacco hornworm)
Lineage: Eukaryota; Metazoa; Arthropoda; Insecta; Lepidoptera; Sphingidae
Exons: 5
Coding region: 1-1194 (397 amino acids)
Biological process (GO): sensory perception of smell; detection of chemical stimulus involved in sensory perception of smell
Cellular component (GO): plasma membrane
Molecular function (GO): olfactory receptor activity; odorant binding
Source: RefSeq, a predicted model, not a curated record